This is a messenger RNA of Fonsecaea nubica, 489 nucleotides long. RefSeq lists its product as hypothetical. The coding region runs from base 1 to 489 and encodes 162 amino acids. The transcript has 3 exons. Lineage: Eukaryota; Fungi; Ascomycota; Eurotiomycetes; Chaetothyriales; Herpotrichiellaceae. The record is from RefSeq and is a predicted model, not a curated record.
AUGGUCCAAACUCUGCCCGGCUCCUGGCCGGUGAGCCGUAUUCAGAAACUCGCGCUCAAUAGCGAUAAGGAUAUCGAAUACGACCAACGGGUGGGGGAUCAUACGGUGAAGCACUGUUUCACCAGACCACUGUCCGAGGAAUCUUCGAAGCCCAAUGGUGGCGUGGUGUCCAAGAACGGAUGGAACACCAUCUCAUAUGAUGAUGGCUUUCUUACAGCUGUUGGCGAGGCAUUCCUGCUCUAUUACUGCUGCGGUGCCCUCUUCUCGCCAGUCUGUGCCAUUUACAGUGUCUCUGGGACCGGCUCGCUCGGGACCGGCCCCUGCAAGAAUUUUGGUGCCACUGGUGCCACUGUUGCCACCAGUGCCAGAAAAUCAACUGUGGGGGUUUCAAUCGAAUUGGGGCCCUUUGACUUUCCCUUAAUGUUUGUGACAGUGACUGGAUCCGUCAAGACACGGUUUCUGGAUCAUGUCAUAUGGGAAUCAACAUAG